ACACCUAAAGCAGGCAUCACUAAGUUGUAGCUGCAACUUGUGUUCAUGACUUCACACAUUGUUGAUUAAGUGGAGGCAAAAUUUGUUAGUGUAUUGGAACUAGAGUGAUUAAAUCAAGUGCCAAACAGCUUAGAACUUUGGAUUAUUCAGUCAAAUAUGCCUACACGAAUUCAGGUCAAGGUUGUUACAGAACAGAUACAAUAUUUGGAAGAACAGAUACAAGUUCUGGAACAUGUGAUUGAACGUAUGAAAAAUGUUGUUACAAAAAGUAAGGCGUGGCUAGAAGAAAAAACUGACCAAUCAUCUGUCAGCUACAUCGAGCUAUCACAAGAACUGGACACAGCAGCCACGGCCUUGUUGGAUGUGACGUCACAUAUUUUAAACGAGGGCAACAUGGACGUCAACAAAUCAACGCCAUCUAUACCACAGCCUGACACACAGACAACAGCAACAUAUCUAACAGUGGAAUCACCAAGACAACUCAAGACACAAGUUCAACACGCAGCUGUUGAAGAACAUCCUGAACUAGAGCGUAGACUCGCCUAUAUUGAAACAACACUAUCUUCACUACAGGAUACACAACACAAGUCUACAGAUGACAUAUCAGAAAUAAAACAAUGGAGAGACAACAUUGUAACAGAACAUAGUGACAUGGGGGUAAACAUUGAACAACUGACUAAAAAACAAAAACAGAAUUUUAGAAACCUCAGAAAACAAAUGAGUGAACAAGAUAACAAAGUAAAGGAGAUGAACAAAGAAAUUGAAAGUUUAAAAGAAAAAGAAUCCAAGUCAAACAAAACACUAGAGAGACUGACUCUAGAUAUGAAAGAAUAUAAAAACAAUGUACACAAAAUAAAUAAAGAUAUGCAAGAUUACACUGACAAAAUAGAAAGUAUAACAAAAGAAAUGAAAAGACAUUCGGAUUUGAUGGCUGCCCUACAAGAGGAGUGUGAUAAAAUCUUGUGUAAAACAUCAUCUCAAAUAGAAAAGCAAAAUGUAUUGUACAAGCUCCUACAACAAAGAUUGAUGCCCAUUGACAAACUGAUUCAAAUCUUUAACCAGAACUUGGAAACUAGGGAAGAAAGAAUAACGAAGCUUGAAACUAUUGAAGAUACUAUUGCACUGUUGACCAAAGAUAUAAAUCUAUUAGAGUCACGUGUAUGUAAUAGAUAUGUUUGCCAUCUGACGGUUUAUGAUCACACAUACGUCUGUGAUGGAUUAAUGCUUUCAACUUUUAGGGAAGUACGUGAAUAUAACGGUCAACAUUUUAAUGAAACAACAGGAAAAUUUGUAUCACCACAUGAUGGUUUAUAUCUCGUUUGUGGCAGUCUACACGAAUGGGAAGAUAAACGGAUUAGAGUUGGUGUGAUAGCUGGAGACAGGUUGUGUAAGUUUAUAGAAGUGAAAUGUGCCGACACUAGUGCUGCUGGGUCAGUGGUUGUUGACAUGAAGAAAGGUCAAGAACUUUACUUUGAAGUAGAUCGCGCAGAUAAAAACGCAAUGUUAUCCAGCUACAGUAGUUUUACUAUCGUUAGUUUAUAGAAGUACAACACCAAAGAUGGUAAAUGGUAAAUUCUCUAAGCAAUAAAAUAUGUAACCACCAUGUUUAACACACGCUUACAACUUACUAUGGGGUUAGACUACAUGUCUACAUAAACUUAAAUGGUUUUAUAUGUUAUUUGUUUAGUCACCAUUACACAAUUCCAACUUAUGAAAUGUGAUUAUAA
This is a messenger RNA of Physella acuta, 1727 nucleotides long. Its product is annotated as repetitive organellar protein-like. The record is from RefSeq and is a predicted model, not a curated record. NCBI's taxonomy places the organism in Eukaryota, Metazoa, Mollusca, Gastropoda, Physidae. Gene Ontology annotation, molecular function: protein binding.